UCUUGUAAAGAUAACGAUGUUUUUUUCCGGUGUUUCUAAGUUAGAGGACCAAGAAGAAAAGAAAGGAAGAAAAGCUAUUUGCAUCUCACCCUGAAUAUAUUCAAAACUUCUCAAGAUCUUUUCUUCACAUUAAAAAGUUAACAAGUACAGCUUAAACUGAUGUUGCAUAGGUGAAAUAAAGUGGCAACUUAACAUUCUUAUUGAUUGACUGUAGCAAUGCUCAUUAAGGCUUGAGUCUCACAGGCCAUGGAAGGUGCAGAAUAAAUUAUGCAGAUUUGUCACUGCUGUUUCAGUAUUUGACAUUGCUAGAUUUGGUGGUGGCUGUGUUCUGACCAGUUUGUGUUCAGUGUGCUGAAUGGAAAAGGUCUGGGUCCAGUGCUGUUUCUAGAGGCAGAGUGCCCUGGCUGUUUAUGCACUGUCAAGAACAGCCAUGGCUGGAGCAAGACUGUAUUUUCUGCAAGUGAGAGGAGGAAACAGAGGUAGCAGUGGAAAAUGCUGCAGUGAAUAUAGUUUUAAGAAAUAGAAUAUGCUUGUGUUUGGGGCUGCCAGCCUGAUACCACACUCCAUAGCAUUCCAUCCAUAGCCUUACUUUCUUUUAAGUAGAGAAGGAUUCAUAUAUGAGUGGAAGCCUGUGUGUUUUGGUUUAUAGAGUGUGUAGAGGUAAAUUCACAGGAGUGACUCAGUUAAAGAGACAUGCUCAAGGCCUCUGAUGUCAAUAAGCAAACUUGUGAUCUUCUUCUGGAGUUGGUACAUUUGAAAGAACUGUUAUUUAAUCUCUCUCAUGAGAAAUAUUUUCUCGUCUCUUCAUGGAAGUGAUUGUCUGGUGGUCGGAGUACCAAAUGCUCUUAUAUAAGGACAUACAAGUGCUGGAUAUCUUCAUCAGUUUUCCAGAAAAUGAUUUUGAAAACUUCAUUGCCUUGCAUUACUCUUCAGACUGAUGAAUGUUUUUUGUAUUUUUUUUUUACUAUUUCACUAUCAUUGGUUAAAACCAGAUCUUUAGUUCUGAAAUUGCUGGUUUAAUUAGAUGCCAGUAUUAGCUUCUCUUGCUCUGUUUUUAUGUGUCCGUUCUGCCUGAUGCUGUUCUUUAUGUAUUGCAUAUUGCUUCCAUUCUGUUUGAUAGCUGCAGUCCAAAGCAUGAAAUCAUGAUAUGCUCACCCAGAUUAGUACCUUGGUGCUGUUGGGAAGGCAGGUCUUGUCUUUCUCCUUCCCUACUCAUGUUGCUCCCAGCCAUGAAGUGCUCUUUGCCCACCUGCUGUUGGCUGAUGCUCCUCUGCUCUCAGAAAAGAAAAUCCAGUUCAGUUUGCAAAGCAGAAUCAAAGAAUGCAACUUAAUUUUCUUUUCAGGUUUAGUUUUCUUCCAUUUUAGUGAGCUGUGCACUCCAGUGGUUGUCAGAGGUGUUUCUGGACAAGUGUCCAGGAGCUUGACUGGGAGCGUGCAUGUAUGGGAAAUCGGAGGGGACAGCAGGUGCAUCCCUUGUGUUCAUGUCUGGGUACAUCAUGACACUGCCUGACUCCUUCUGUGCUCUUCAGUUCACUCCCCUUCCUUACUCUAUGUUUUCUUGAUGGUGCUGUAUUUGUUAGCUGCCAGCUUGGUCAGCUGCUCUGGAGCAUAAAUGUUAAAACUCCAGAGAGAAUGGCAAGAAGAUUAUCUGACAAAUUGAUGUAUCUGUGUGUCUGACCUUCUGCUUGAGAAUUACUUGGAUUUCAUGCUCAGUUCAGGAGCCUUUGCUGUUUAUGAAAGUUUAGGUGUUCUAGUUGGUAUUAAUAAUCACACAUUUGUCUUUUAAAGCUGAGGCACCUCAUGUUGAUUAUCAUAUUUAUGCUUAACAGAGCUUUCCCCUUUUUCUGCAUCAAAGCAAGAUUUCUGCUUAUGCAGUUAUGUUGUCAAGUACUCUGUUGUCAUAUGAAGUCAUUUGUUGCACUGAUGCUCCCAUUUAAGGAAGACCUCAUGUAAACACUGGACAAUGUUGCCUACACCAAGAUUAGAAAAUACAUUUUAAAACCUCAUCAAAAAUACCUGUGAUAGUAUUAAUCAGGUUAAAAUUCCCUCUAUCCUUUCUCACUGACUGAUCUCCAUUACAGGAGUGUAAAUUAGGAAUAAUUCUGUUAAAGCCAGUAAUUUCACUUCUGUAAGAGUUGAAUUAAGUCUUUGAGUAUCUCAUGUAGCAAUUUUUUUUUUCUUGGAGGAGGUGGGGGAGGGGAAAGGAUGAGGUAAAAUCCACUUUGGGUUGUUAAGGAGUACUUAACACUUCUCAUGUUGUUACAAUGCACUUUGCAAACGGAUGUGUUUGGAGAAUAAAUCUUACCGCUAGCUCUUGUGAGAGCCAGAAGCCUAGAAUAAAAUCAGAGGCUUGUAGACUUGGCUGCAUACUGUAAAAGAUGUAAAUAUCAGACAGUUGCAUUGCUCAUAUUGAUCUGACCAACAAAUAUUCAGCCAAAUAUGUCAGAGGAAAAUUAUUGUGUGUGUGCUGAUGGACCAUUAAUGCUUCUGAGCAGCAAGUCACCUAAGGCUUAUAUUAAUAGUCAAAACAUGCAUUAGUAAGUCUUAAUGCUGUGCUUUUAAACUUUCUAGUACUCCAGGUUUAUGUAUUUUCUGGUUACAGCAAGGAAAAGCACAAUCUUGGAGUUAAUAACAGGUUAUAUUUUAUUAAACUGAAAAGCUGAUUGUGGACUCACCCAUUCUAACCUUCAGAUUUUACUGACAUUUGCUAAACCUUAUGAAAUGUCUGUUCUUUAGCAGUGUCUGAUUUCUUCAGCGUGGUGGAUUGGUGACUGAAUUUAGGACCCAAAUAAAAGCUUUGUUUUGGAGUAAAAACAAAGCAAAUCUAACUUCCUUCCUCUCCCAUCCUAACCUCUACCAGGGGGAAAGGAAGUUCCCUGAAACUUCACAUGUUGUUUUCCUCCUAUAGAAGAUUUUCUGGGUGAAAGUUUUGCAAAAUGAGAUUUGAAGCUUCAAAACUACGGAGAACUGGAAUAUUUUCCCCGUUUUCCUUUCUCAAAUUUUAGUGGAUCAUUGCCAACUGUAAAACACUUCAUAUAUUCAGUGGAAAGUUUGAGGUCUUUGAGGAUUAUUUGGGGUUUUUUUCCCCUUCUGCCUGAAAGGGAAAAAAUAUAGCAUAUCUGUAUUUUUGAAGUGUGUUGAGUGAAGAACACAAAUGUUGAAGACUUUUGAGGCUUCUGAUUAAUGUUUCUGCUGUUCAGUUUUCAUUCCAGACCUCUGAAGUAUUACCAUUUUUUUCCUGCUUUGCUAGAGACUUGUGCAUUUGCGUGUUAUUACCUCUCAGGGAGCACUGGGGUAAAACGAAGGUCCCUUCAUUAGCCCAACAGCUGAAUUUUGCUGUUUGUUCCCUGUUGCUGAGGUGUGUAGCUGUGACUGCAUGGCCACUGACUGAAAUGGAUUAGGGUGAUGUGAUGGUAAGAGGGUUUCACUUACUUCAGAAUGACUGGUAGGUUUGAGCAGCUAGCAUUUGGUGCAAUGUUUAAUUUGCAUAAAUAUGAAUGUGCUUUUACACGCUGCUAGGAGGUGGAUGUAUGUUAGAUCAAAUGUCUCAAUUCUUCCAUGUGCAACACAUGAAUGAAAAGUCUCAAAGGUGGGAAGAACAACUAUUUCUGUGAUGAGGGGACGAGGGGGACACAGAUCUGUGUUCCAUAAGAUGCAUGCUUCAUGCUCAAGCUUUCUUUUCAUAUGUUACAGUGACUUUGGGAGGAAAUAUACUUGUCUGUUUGUCUCUAAACUUGUUACUAAGAGAUUUCAAAAUCUGUUUAGAAGAAGUUUGCAUUGAAAGGCCUGAGUUUGUGUUUCAAAAAAAGGAAGAUGAAGCACUGUAAUCAAUUAUUACACAGGGAGCAGAAGGGUUUUUAAACUUGUGAAGGAGUUUUAUUUCCUAGAUUUUUAAUCUAGAAUGUGGGUUUUUUUUUGUUUUUUUUUUUUUUAAUUUAUAGAUGUAGGAAUAAAAAAAUAAUCUAAGUGACUGAUGACUCGUUUUAUAGCAAUUUGCAAAUUUAAAUUCUAUUCUGUUCCAGUUGCAUGGAAGGCAUGUAGUGUAAGUCAACUUUACUGGUUUUUAAAUUUUCCUUGCUUUUGAGUUUCAUUCAGCUUUAAUAUUCCAAGUAUUGGAAAAUGGACAACUUGAAAUAUUUACAGUUGUGCUGCUGUUAUGACUGUUUAUUCAGAUUUCAUAUGUUUAAAAAAAGCAACUCAAAAAACCAAAUGAACUGGUGGCUGAGUUUUAAACUCCUUAAAAAUAGGAGGGAAGGGAAGAAGUUUAUUGCUGUUUCCAAUUCCUUCUAAAAAUAUUUCUGUUUACAAAUUGUUUACAGCUACUUACUUCUGCUCAAGAACUCUAGAAGAAAACAGUUAGUGGUAGCUUUUUACAAGGCGGGAGUUGAGCUUUUUACAAGGCUUGUAUUUCCCAGCUGGUGUUAGAGUACAUCUGGAAUCUAUGAAAUUCCUUUCUUUGUUCCUCAUUUCCUGUUUCAUUGAGCGCUACAGUGCAACAUUCUGAAAGCUAUUUCUCUUAGCAUCUUCUAAGAUGUGCAUUUUAAACCAAUUAGUGAGUUCUUAAAGGUGAAGCCAAAAAUCUUCCUACAUAUCCGGGGCCAAACAAGAUGAGGGAUUGCUACUGUACUGUAAACCUGGACCAGGAGGAGGUUUUCAGGACCAAAAUAGUGGAGAAGUCAUUAUGCCCCUUCUAUGGAGAAGACUUUUACUGUGAAAUUCCUCGGACCUUUCGCCAUCUGUCAUUUUAUAUUUUUGACAGAGAUGUUUUUCGAAGGGAUUCCAUCAUAGGAAAGGUAGCUAUACAGAAAGAAGAUCUGCAGAAGUAUCAUAACAGAGACACCUGGUUUCAACUCCAGCAUGUUGAUGCUGAUUCAGAAGUACAGGGGAAAGUCCACCUGGAGCUGAGACUGAGUGAAGUCAUAACAGACACUGGUGUUGUCUGCCACAAGCUCGCAACUCGAGUUUUGGAGUGCCAAGGGCUACCCAUUGUGAACGGGCAAUGUGAUCCCUAUGCCACUGUUACCUUAGCAGGACCCUCCAGAUCAGAAGCCAAAAAGACUAAAGUUAAAAAGAAGACCAACAAUCCACAUUUUGAUGAAGUGUUUUAUUUUGAGGUUACAAGACCCAGUAGCUACAACAAGAAAUCCCAUUUUGACAUUGAAGAUGUAGAUGAAGUGGACAAAAUGGAGAUUAGGGUUGAUCUUUGGAAUGCCAGUAACUUGAAGUUUGGUGACGAGUUUCUAGGAGAACUGAGACUCCCUUUGAAAUUUCUCCGACAGUCCAGUUCUUAUGAAGCAUGGUAUUUUCUGCAGCCCAGAGAUAAUGGUAACAAGUCAUUGAAGCCUGAUGACCUUGGUUCCUUGAGGUUAAAUGUGGUUUACACUGAGGACCAUGUUUUUUCCUCAGACUAUUACAGUCCACUGCGAGAUGUCCUGCUAAAAUCUGCAGAUGUUGAGCCUGUUUCAGCAUCAGCUGCACAUAUUUUGGGUGAAGUUUGCAGAGAAAAGCAGGAAGCAGCCAUACCUCUGGUCAGGCUUUUCUUACACUAUGGCAGAAUUGUGCCUUUCAUAAGUGCCAUUGCGAAUGCUGAAGUGAAGAGAACUCAAGAUCCAAACACCAUUUUCAGAGGAAACUCGUUAACUUCCAAAUGCAUUGAUGAGACAAUGAAACUGGCAGGGAUGCAUUAUCUGCAAGUUACACUAAAGCCAAUUAUAGAUGAGAUCUGCCAGGUCCAUAAACCUUGUGAAAUUGAUCCUGUGAAAUUAAAAGAUGGUGAAAACCUGGAAAAUAACAGGGAAAAUCUGAGGCAGUAUGUUGAUCGCAUUUUUACUGUAAUUACAAAAUCUGGUGUAAGCUGUCCUACAGUGAUGUGUGAUAUUUUCUUUUCACUGAGAGAAUCAGCUGCCAAACGUUUUCAAGGUGACCUAGAUGUAAGGUACACAGCUGUCAGCAGCUUUAUUUUCCUGAGGUUCUUUGCUCCUGCCAUUCUUUCUCCAAACCUCUUUCAGCUUACACCACACCAUCCAGAUCCUCAGACUUCUCGAACAUUGACACUUAUCUCUAAAACCAUUCAAACACUAGGCAGCUUAUCAAAAUCUAAAUCUGCCAAUUUCAAGGAAUCUUACAUGGCUACAUUUUAUGACUAUUUCAAUGAACAGAAAUAUGCAGAUGCAGUAAAAAAUUUUCUAGAUCUGAUUUCAUCUUCAGGAAGAAGAGAUCACAAGAGCAUAGAGCAACCUAUAUUGCUUAAAGAAGGGUUCAUGAUCAAGAGAGCACAAGGAAGAAAACGAUUUGGUAUGAAAAAUUUCAAGAAGAGAUGGUUUCGUCUGACAAACCAUGAGUUUACCUAUCAGAAAAGCAAAGGUGAUCACCCUCUGUGUAGCAUUCCAAUUGAAAACAUUCUGGCAGUGGAAAGGCUAGAGGAAGAAUCCUUUAAAAUGAAAAAUAUGUUCCAGGUGAUCCAGCCUGAAAGGAGAGUCCUGUAUAUCCAAGCAAAUAAUUGUGUGGAGGCCAAGGACUGGAUCGAUAUCCUCACCAAAGUUAGCCAGUGCAACAAGAAGCGCCUGACGGUCUAUCAUCCCUCAGCCUAUCUCAAUGGCCACUGGCUCUGCUGUAAAGCUACUGCAGACAACACCCCUGGCUGCACACCCUGCACAGGAGGCCUGCCAGCAAAUAUACAACUGGAUAUAGAUGGAGAUCGAGAAACUGAGCGCAUCUACUCUCUUUUCAACCUGUAUAUGCCAAAAUUGGAAAAAAUGCAAGAGGCCUGUGGGAGCAAAUCUGUGUAUGAUGGACCUGAAGAGGAAGAGUAUUCUACAUUCAUCAUUGAUGACCCUAAGGAGACGUAUAAAACACUAAAGCUGAUUAUUGAAGGUGUUGGAAAUUUAGAGCAGGAACACGCUCAGUAUAAGAGGGAUAAAUUUAAGAAGACAAAAUAUGGAAGCCAAGAACAUCCCAUUGGUGACAAGAGCUUCCAGACAUACAUCAGGCAACAGUCAGAGAUCUCAGCACAUUCCAUAUGAAGUGCAAAGGAAGUCGCAGGACAGUGCUGAAGGGUUGAUUAGUGAUGCUAAAUAGCAAAACAAAAGGGAAGCCACACAUGUAGCAAAAUGUAUGGAUAAGUGUCAAGCUUACAAACUUUGAGACUUGGUAAAUGUAUUCUCUUUUCAAGAAACUGUUAUAAUAGUUGCUAUGCACUUUAUUCAUCUGGUUAUUGACAGAUGAUAAAACCCUGCCUUCUAGGCAGUUGUCGUGUGUAUUUUUAAAUUUGCUUUGGUUUCUUGGAAUCUAGUGAUCAGUUCAAUGAUCAAGGUGUGUGGACUUCAUCUUGACAAUUCCCAUGCAAUUCCUUGUGUUUUGGAAACCAAGCAUGCUGCUAAUAUGCAGCAUUUUCUAGAAAGGUUGUUUGUUACUGUUUUUUGUUCCUGAUUAAUGUAUAUUAUGCCACACCCCCUGCUUGCUCUCUUAGGAAAAGCUUAGUAACACUUUACUUGUGAUGCCUGCAUUUAGAAAAGAAGCAGAGAAAAAUCCCUCUGGUGUAAUCCUCUACAUUGUAGCGUGUAUUCUGAGCAGGCCAAGGAGCAGGCCUUUUGUUUUUACAGCAGUGUAAUUUUUGCUAACUGUGCACAGUUUUUAAUAGAAAUUCAAAUCUGAAUGGUACUCUUGAUAUUUUUGAGAUACAAAGUCAUUUCUCCAGGCACAUUCAGCAGACUUUGGAUUUGAAGAUGCAAUCUCAGCAGUGUAAUAAAACUGACUCUCAUAAAUAUGAGUAAGAAAAAGAUGAACUCAUGUCAGAGCUACGUGUCUCUUACACAGUCCAGUGAAUGGUAAUCUUUGAAAGUCUGCCAACUGAAAGGCAAGGUAAGCUGAUUUUGAUGACCUUUUAUCAGCACAGUGAGAAGGACAAAUAAAAUAUGGAUCUGGCAGCUGAGACAUGCUGAUUCCCAGGCACAAAAGCCGUCAGGAUGGGUUUUCUCUGAAAGGAUAUUUAUGCACUGGAGUCCAUGCUAUCCUAGUACCACUUGCUUUUCUGGAAAAUAGAUUUCUACUUUUCCAAAAAUGUUUUUAAAUACUUUUUAAAAGAGACUUGUUAAAUGAUAUUUAGUAUAUUAACAUGCAUAAUGAUAACUUGGUAAUAUUAUGAGUAUAGUAAAAAUGGAAUGAGCUGUGUAUCUCACUAAUACCAACAAAAGGAGAGGAAUAAAGAUCUUCUAAAUAUUCAAUGCAUAUUUAUGUAUGCUGUUUAGCUGUACACAAUAAUUUUUCUCUGUGUAAGGGUCUGAUACACAAACAUCUAGCUUUGAUGGCUUGGAAGCCUGCAUGAUGGACUUUAGGCCUCUGUGGGGUAGAAGCUAGUACAGGUUUUAAGCUGAGUUGGAUCAGAAAGCAUUGAUCAGUUUAAUGUGAAGAUGUCUGUCUUUGCUUCGUGUGUUUAAGAAUAAUUCUUAACUGUGUCCUCAUUGCAUCUGAUAUGAUUUAAGAUGGCUAAAGUACUUUGAAUGCCUCUGUUAGUGAUGUUCUUAGGAAUUAAGUUUUGGUUUUGUUUGAAUAUAUAGUAGACUACCUUCUAGUAGAUGAUAGAUGAUCUUUUAUUCAUCUUCACCCAGCAGACUGGGAAAAGGGAAGUAAUGAAGCAUUGCAAAGAUGCAUUUAGGACUCCAAGCUUUUAGCUGCCAUGAACUGCAAUUUUUAACAUGUAUUUGUAACUUAAUAUUGUUUAUAAAAUACUAAUGACCUGUAAUGUGUGUUCUUCUUGCCAAUUAAAAGAAAUGGUUUAUUUCUGA
Messenger RNA from Camarhynchus parvulus, 8783 nucleotides. RefSeq names its product RAS p21 protein activator 3 (gene RASA3). The transcript has 24 exons. Bases 4608 to 7022 code for a protein of 804 amino acids. NCBI's taxonomy places the organism in Eukaryota, Metazoa, Chordata, Aves, Passeriformes, Thraupidae. The record is from RefSeq and is a predicted model, not a curated record. Gene Ontology annotation, biological process: regulation of GTPase activity; intracellular signal transduction; negative regulation of Ras protein signal transduction. Gene Ontology annotation, molecular function: GTPase activator activity.